This is a messenger RNA of Pelmatolapia mariae (spotted tilapia), 1065 nucleotides long. RefSeq names its product lysophosphatidic acid receptor 3 (gene lpar3). Bases 1 to 1065 code for a protein of 354 amino acids. Gene Ontology annotation, molecular function: lysophosphatidic acid receptor activity. The transcript is spliced from 2 exons. NCBI's taxonomy places the organism in Eukaryota, Metazoa, Chordata, Actinopteri, Cichliformes, Cichlidae. The record is from RefSeq and is a predicted model, not a curated record. Gene Ontology annotation, cellular component: plasma membrane; cytoplasm. Gene Ontology annotation, biological process: adenylate cyclase-activating G protein-coupled receptor signaling pathway; regulation of metabolic process.
AUGGCCGAACAGAACACCUGUCAUUACAAUGAGACGAUGAAGUUCUUUUACAACCAGAGCGGAGGUGAUGAUAAAUGGGACACCACUCAGCUCAUCCUGGUCCAGGUUGUGGGCUCCAUCUUCUGCUGUUUCAUCCUGGUCUCCAAUGUUAUGGUCAUAGCUGCUGUCAUUACCAAUAAAAGGUUUCAUUAUCCUUUCUACUAUCUCCUUUCCAACCUGGCUGCCUCGGACUUCCUCGCAGGGAUAGCGUACGUGUACCUCAUGUUCAACACGGGCGAGGUGUCACGGCAACUUACUGUCACUGGUUACUUCAUCCGCCAAGGUCUUCUGGACAUCAGUCUCUCAGCUUCACUGGCAAACCUGCUAGUCAUAGCUCUGGAGCGCUACAUAUCUGUUAUGAGCUGGAAAGUUCACAGCAACCUGACGAAGAGGAGGGUGACGCUGCUUAUUGUGCUGGUGUGGGCCAUUUCCAUCUUCAUGGGGGCUGUGCCCAGUCUGGGCUGGAACUGUAUCUGCAACCUGAACACAUGCUCCAAGCUCGCUCCCAUCUUCAGCAGGAGCUACUUGAUCUUCUGGUCUGUCUCUAACCUGGUGGUGUUCCUCAUCAUGGUGUCCAUCUACCUGAGAAUCUACGCCUACGUUAAAAAGAAGACGGCGAUGCUCAUGCCACACACCUCCGGCUCCAUCAACCGCAAGAGGACACCCAUGAAGCUCAUGAAGACGGUCUUGGUUGUGCUUGGGGCCUUUGUAAUCUGCUGGACUCCUGGCUUGGUGGUUCUGCUGAUGGAUGGCCUUAACUGUGAGAAUUGUCACGUCAUGAAGUUAAAACGCUGGCUCCUGCUCCUGGCUGUACUCAACUCUGUCAUGAAUCCCUGCAUCUACUCUUACAAGGAUGAGGAAAUGUGGGCAACUUUUAAGAACCUCAUGCGCUGCAUUGGCAACGGCACUCGUCGGCAGAGGUCAACAAAUGCCAACUCCAGGCCACUGAGCUCUGGGCACGACACGGGCAACAGCCAGCCUCCCUCAGAAGAGAUGAAGAAUGAUGAGAGUAUACUCAAGAACUGA